Xenopus laevis (African clawed frog) is the source of this 2663-nucleotide messenger RNA. RefSeq names its product GATA binding protein 3 S homeolog (gene gata3.S). The transcript is spliced from 5 exons. NCBI's taxonomy places the organism in Eukaryota, Metazoa, Chordata, Amphibia, Anura, Pipidae. The record is from RefSeq and is a predicted model, not a curated record. Gene Ontology annotation, biological process: embryonic organ development; regulation of DNA-templated transcription; cell fate commitment. Gene Ontology annotation, molecular function: RNA polymerase II cis-regulatory region sequence-specific DNA binding; DNA-binding transcription factor activity, RNA polymerase II-specific; DNA-binding transcription factor activity. Gene Ontology annotation, cellular component: nucleus. Bases 556 to 1860 code for a protein of 434 amino acids.
GCCCUGAUGACAGUGGAACCUCCUUAAGUUGCGUCUCGCCACAGCUGUCUGCGAGCAUUGAGCCGCCUGGCGCCAUCCUGCUCCUAUCAGAAAGAAUGCCUGCACUGUAACAAAACUAGGCAGAGACAGGGAGAGAACAGCACAUCUGAUCAACCACUUUCUGCUUCAUCUUCUUCUGGGAUCACACACCUCCUUCCUAUACAUCUCUGUACUUUGUGCUGCAGGCUGUUUGCUGGGGGGAGGACCCCUUGCGCCCCAGGUGGCACAGCUUAGUUCACUCCUGCUCAUUCCCUGGAGAACUUUUUUGGACUUUACAUCAGUGCAGAAGCUUAGAGCCUGGCACGGCUUAUUAGCGUUACUACUUCUCUUGCAUGCUUUGAAGAAUCCCCUUCAGCUUGCGUCUUAAAUUGUUUUUUUCUUUCCUUUGUAGGUCAUAGAUAGCUCUGGAAUUUUCUUUUUUUAUCCUUGUUCUGCACACAUUGGACUUUCACUCUGCGCCGUAACUAGUGAUUUUGGUCAGUCUCUGCAGACAAGUGCGUAUUGGUGCUGCUGGCCAUGGAGGUCUCAGCCGAGCAGCCUCGCUGGGUCAGUCACCCUCACCACCCGGCUCUAUUAAAUGGACAGCACACAGACUCCCACCACCAGGUCCACAACUAUAUGGACCCCUCACAGUACCCUCCGCCAGAAGACAUGGAUGUACUCUUCAAUAUUGAUGCACAAGGAAACCACGUCCCUUCCUACUACAGCAACUCUGUCCGGACGGUGCCCAGAUACCCUCCGCCACAUCAUGGAAGCCUAGUGUGCCACCCUUCUAUCCUACAAAGUUGGACAGAUGGGCGCAAGUCUUUGGGAGGACCCCACGCUGCUUCAGCCUGGAAUUUGCCCUUCACCAAGCCUUCCAUUCAUCACAACUCCCCCGGAGGACUUUCUGUCUAUCCCCCUGCCUCCUCGGCAUCCCUGGCUACAGGACAUUCCAGCCCCCACCUCUUCACCUUUCCCCCCACUCCACCAAAAGAUGUCUCCCCGGACCCUUCUAUUUCCACCUCUGGUUCCACAUCCUCCAGCAGGCAUGAGGAGAAGGAAUGUGUAGUGUCCAAGUAUCAAGUGUCCCUGGGCGACACUGGCAUGAAACUGGAAUCCUUACACCCCAGGAACAGCAUGUCAGGAAUUGGGGGAGUCUCUGCUCACCACCCCAUUACCACCUACCCUGACUAUUACGGCGCAGGGCUUUUUCAACCUGGUAGCAUUUUGGAUGGUUCUCCAACUCACUUCUCCAGUAAGCCAAGGCCCAAAACUCGCUCAAGCACAGGCAGGGAGUGUGUAAACUGUGGGGCAACUUCAACCCCCCUCUGGAGGAGAGAUGGCACUGGACAUUAUCUAUGCAAUGCAUGUGGACUCUAUCAUAAAAUGAACGGCCAGAAUCGACCCCUCAUUAAACCCAAAAGAAGGCUGUCUGCAGCUAGGAGGGCGGGUACAUCCUGUGCAAACUGUCAAACCACCACCACGACACUGUGGAGGAGAAAUGCCAAUGGAGAUCCUGUGUGUAAUGCCUGUGGGCUGUAUUACAAGCUGCACAAUAUCAACAGACCACUGACGAUGAAGAAGGAAGGGAUUCAGACCAGAAACCGAAAAAUGUCUAGCAAGUCAAAAAAGAGCAAAAAGUUCCACGACAGCCUGGAGGACUACCCAAAAAGCAGCUCAUUCAGUCCUGCUGCCCUCUCAAGACACAUGUCUUCACUCAGCCACAUUCCCUUUAGCCACUCCAGUCAUAUGCUAACCACACCGACACCAAUGCACCCUCCGUCCAGUCUUUCCUUUGGACCUCAUCACCCAUCCAGUAUGGUCACUGCAAUGGGUUAGUCUUUGUACCUUCCAAAAAGGACCUCAUCUAUAUUUGCAUUUUUUGCUGGAGGUUGAUGAUCUCUUUAGGAUGGAAACAAAUUUUAUUUAAUUGCUUACACAAUGUUGGGUUUGCCACUUUUAUAGGAACUCACUAUGGCAUCUACGCUUUCUCAACCACUGAAUCUGGAUUCCAUUUGUGAAUAAGCCAUUUAACCUUCUAUUCCCUGUUGAUAAGGGUUUCUAGUGCUGUGAACAACAACAAAAAAAAAUAAUGAUGAACAUUUCAUCUAAUAUAUCAUAAGAAAUACUGUAUAUAUGGAGAAUUUACUGUCAUUUGGCAUCUAUAAAAGGAAGCAUGAAGGACUAAAGGAGCUUUUACAGAUAAGUCAAGGAGAACUAUAAAUUGAACAUUGCCAGUCUUUUUAAGUAAACAAACAAACAUAUUGCUGGCAAUGUUUUCCCUUUCUUGUGGGUGGAAUCUGUUUGAUGCAUUUGUAGAGAGUUAUUCUAUUCAGACUGUGGUGCCUCUCCUAAGGAAGUGCUAUCAGUCCCAGGCAAUCAGUGUUAACAUGCGGAUAUUGCCAAUAAGGAUUUUGAGAUGGUCAUUCUUCAGGCCUAUAUGCAUUGUGAAUAAGUUCCUGUAAUUGUUGUUUGUAUGUAUAAUUCAAAAGCACCAAAUAAAAGAUGUAGAUUUAUUUCAUCAUAUUAUACAGACUGAAUGGUUGUAUAAAUUUAUUUACUACUAGUGUAAAGAACUGCCUUUAUUGUUUUCAUAUUAUUUUUCUUUCUUCAAAAAUAAAAUAGACAAAAUUCUGUUGAAA